This is a messenger RNA of Aphidius gifuensis, 4488 nucleotides long. It is a transcript of the gene stumps, whose product is annotated as phosphoinositide 3-kinase adapter protein 1. Gene Ontology annotation, molecular function: transmembrane receptor protein tyrosine kinase adaptor activity; fibroblast growth factor receptor binding. The record is from RefSeq and is a predicted model, not a curated record. NCBI's taxonomy places the organism in Eukaryota, Metazoa, Arthropoda, Insecta, Hymenoptera, Braconidae. Gene Ontology annotation, cellular component: cytosol. The transcript is spliced from 9 exons. Bases 349 to 4119 code for a protein of 1256 amino acids.
UGAGAGGGGAAAAAAUAAUAUUAUCCUCUAUAUAUAUAUAAGAAAAAAAACUUGUGACCAAGAUGCCAACAUCAAGCAAGCCAACACAUAACAUAAAACACUUGGGGGCUUUGGCUUCUUCUUUACGCGCUUUAUUUCUUUUCUCUUGUGUGCUUUGCUGUCAGUUACUCACUGUUAUUCACUGUGUUCACUUCUUCAUCUAUUGUUUAUAUAUUUAAUAGUUUAUUUAUCAUUUUAAAUAACAAUGAUUAUCAAAUAUUAGAUUGUAAUUAGUGAUGUGUGUUAUUCAAUUUCGAAACAUAUAUUAUGGAUAAUUAUUAGGGAUCAAAAUAAGAGUGAGGAAUAACAAUGGCACUUGACAAUCCAUCGUAUUUUACACUUUCGGGUGGUACAGUACCCCCGUCUGGUCUGUCAAAUGAUAAAUCAACACUAUCAAAAAAUAAUAAUACCAAUAUCAUAAAUACCGGAUCAUUAUCACGUGGUUUUGCUGCAUUAUUUCUUAAAAAAUCAAUAAUGAAUAAUAAUAAUAACAAAAUAUUAAUAACAAGUGAAAAUAAAAGUGAUAAUUUAGUUGAAAAUAAAUUUCAUAAUAAUGAACCAAAAAGAAAUUUACGUAGUUUAUUUCGUUCAAUAAGUGCAAAUGCUGAUAAUGAAACACUUCAAAUAUUAAAAGGUGAACCAAGACCAUCAGAUGUUGCACCUCCAUCACCAUAUUUGCCUCAUCGUUCUCAUUCACAUUCAGAUCAUGACAGACGUCGUCCAAAUAGACGUAAAAUUCUCAAAUCAGCCAGUGAAUUAUUAUCAAAUGAUAUGAUUUUUUGUGGACUACCUGGUGAAGAGGAAGCAUCAUCUCGUCUUCAUGAUAAUAACAAUAAUAAUAAUCAUAAUAAUGAUGAUGAAGAACAAGAUACUGGUGAAGUUUUUUUGGGUAUUGAUGAUGCAAGGUAUUAUAAUUUAUCAGCAACAUUACCAGCACCUGGUCCUUCUGGAUCUAGAAGACACUCAAUUGGUACAUUUCGUGAUAAGGAACAAAACUUGGCUUUUAGAAGAAAACGCAUUAUACAAACUGAGGGAUUUAUCAAAGAACCAGAUGGCUUUGCACCACCAAUACCUACUGAUCAAGUUGAUGGUAUUAUUCAUGAUAAUACUGUGCAUGAAAGAAAACACAAGUGUGUCUCUAGAAAAGGUUUACGAACACGAGGUAUAACAGCCAAGCCUGAUGGAACAAAUAUGAUUGAAGACAGAGACGAUGUGGUAUUCAUAUCCAGUAAAGUUAGUGAAGCAUCAACGCUCUGGGUCAACUACCUCACUGCUUGCUUUGAACAGAUCAGUCGACAGCAAGGGCGGCCUCCUUUCAAAGUUAGACAUGUUACUGUUGAAGAUUCAACAUCACCAAUAAUAAAUGAACGUAUAUUAAAAUCACGUUUACAAAUAAUAAUAGUAUGUCCAGUAUUAUUAGAAUGUGCAACAAGAAGAUCAGAACAAGCAUCAUCAUUGGCAAAACAAUUAUCACCAAAUCGUGUAUUAGCAAUGAUGCUUGGUGUUCAUGAUGGACAUUUAAAUGAUAAUCAAAAAUCAGUAUUUAUAACAUAUGAUAAAUGGCGUAAAUUUUUUGUAAAAGAUCAAGAUGAAACAUUUGUUGGUGAAUUUCUUGGUGCUGCUGUAUCAAUAUUAGGUACAACAACAUCAUCAUCAUUAAAAAAUGAUAAAACAACAUUUACUGUACAUCCAAAAAAAGUAAAAAUUGGUAAUAAUAGAGUUAUUGUUAUAAUGAAUGAUCCAUUAAAACCAGAAGAUAUGGUUAGUGUUAUUGUUGAUAGAUGUGGUGAAGUUAUUGAUAUAAGUCAAGUUAAAAAAAGAAAUCCUUAUACAUUACAAUUUGCAAUACCAGAUAGAUGUCUUGAGGUAUCAAUGCUUAUUGGUGUACGUAUUAUUGUUAAUGGUAUUGGACAAGGUGUUAGACAAGUUAAAUGUGAAAGUAGAUUACGUGAAUUAGAUCAAAUAUUAAGAGCAAAUGAUAAUCCAUUUGAAUUUAUGUGUCAAACAUUUGGAUUUCAUUCAGGUGAUCGUGAACAAUUUGAUAAUUGGAUUGUUCAUUCAUUUCAAAAAAAUUUACCACCAAAAUUUGAUUUAUUAUCAACACCAAAUGGUACUGUUCCAUUACAAAAAAAUACAACAAGUUCUGAUGAAUAUCCAACAUUAUUACAUUUUGCUGCACGUUUUGGUCUUGAAAAACUUGCAUGGCAAUUAUUAGAAUGUCCAGGUGGUGAUAUUGCUUGUGAUAUUAAAAAUGUUGCUGAAUUAACACCAGCUGAUAUUGCUGAAAAUUCUGGACAUACUAAACUUGCUCAUCAAUUACGUGGUUAUAUGCAAAUGAAUGAAUUUACAAAUAUGUAUAGUUAUCUAAAAGUUAUCAGUGAAAAUUCAAACAUUGAGUCAAACAAUGAAAGUUCACCUCCAGUAAUUAAUUCAAAUAGCCAAGCUGAGACUGAAGUUGAUAGAGAAGAUUAUUGUCAACCACGACCAAUAAGUGAAGCAUAUUUAGUGCCACCAGCAGCACGUCCAAUUACAUCACCAAUAACAGCAUCAUCAUCAAAUUUAUCAUCAUCUUCUAUGUGUUCAAAUAAUUUUAUGGGUGAUAUGAAUUAUUCAAUUGUACCACCACCAACACCUGUUUUAUCUUCAUCUGUUUGUACACCAAUAAAUCUUGAUGCAAAUUGUCUCAACUCACCUUUACAAGGUUACUUGAAAAUGAAUCCAGCAGGACCAAAAAUUCCAGUUGUUACUGCUCCACUUAUGGCAUUAAAAAAUUCACGAAAAGAUUUAUCAAUGAGUCGUGAUGAUAAUUCAAUGACAAAUUCAAGAAAUACAAAUUCAAGUAAUUCAUCAUCAAGUCAAGGAAGAAAAUCACGUGAAUUAUCUGGACCACAAGAUGAAUUAUUAGAAAUAAUAAAUGAUUUUAAAAAUAAUGUAUUUACAAUAUCAGAAGUUGAAAGACUUGUUGAAACAUGGAAAAAUCGUAAUGAUGUACAACAAAAUUUUAAAGAUAAACAAAGACAAUUAACAACAAUGAGAGAUGAAUAUGAUCGUAUACAAAAAAAAAUGAAAGAUGAAAUGAAAACAACAACACCAUUUGAUAGAAUUAAAAAAUUUUUCUCAAAAGGAAAAAAAGAUUCAUCAAAAGAUUCUAGUAAUAAUGAGGAAAAUGAUGGAGCAUCAAUUGCCAGUGAGGCUACAGAUAAAACACCAAGUGGUGGAAGUGAUAGAAGGCCAAUCAGUAGUUUAAGUCUUCACAGUGUCUCAAGCUCAUCGUCAUCUGGAAGAAUGAGUAUAAUAAGCGGUUGCAGUGGUACAAGUCUUGGUGAUAGUGGUACACAUUCAGAUACUGAAGAUCGUCGUCUUAGAAAUUCAAGAGAAGACAAAAAUGCAAUGAUGAAUUAUGAAAUUCCACCUGCACCAAAACCAUUUACUGGUAAAUAUUCACCAAUGCGUCAUGCACCACCAUCAACAACAAGAUCAUUUGAUACUGAUAAUAAUAAUCGUCGUGUUAAUGUUCAAAAUGAUGAUUUUUACAUUGCUUUUCCAGUAUCAGGACUACCAAUUCAUUCUUAUAAUCCAGAUGGUAGUAUCAUUGAACCAAAGACACCAUUUACACCUUGUGAUACAUCACCACAAUUUUUAAUGUCAAAUAAAAUUUUAGAAGAAGAAGUAGCAUCAUCUGGUGAAAUAAUAAAUAAUUCAUCACUUGAAUAUAUUAAUGUAACUGCCAGUACGUUAAUUGAUGAAAAAAAAAACGAUACGGAGAAUUUAAAAAUUGAUAAAAAUUCAAGUAAUGUGGUAGAGACAGUGAGUGAAAAAGAAAAACAAUUUACCAAGGACAUUGCUGAUGAAGAAGUUAAUACUAUUGAAGAUAAAAUAUUGACUCUGUCUGAGACGACAACUCAAGUAUCUUGUUUGCAGUCAAAACACGUGUCAAAUUCGAUGGGUCUAGAUGUUGUUGAUGCACCUAUGCCAGAUUACAUGAAUAUACAACCAAUUGAACAAGAACCCAAGGUUGUUGGGACUAUUCCAAAAAAAAUUCCACCUCAAGUUCCACCUCGUGCUUCGACAAAAAAAUAAAUAACCAUGUGUUUUAUCUUGGAAAACUUUGAGUGUGGAUAUUUAUAAAUAAUAAUAAACAUGUAUGCAUGUAUUACCUCAUGUAUUUCGAGGAAUUAAUCAGCAUAAUACAUACCAUUGUCAUACCAAAUAUAUACAAAAAUAAAAUGAAAUAAAAAUCUUACAACAGUCAAGGUUAAAUUAUCAUUUUAAAUAAUAAAUAACUAUAAAUUUAUGUUAAAUUGUAUUUUUUAAAAUAACGUUUUUUUAUAUAUAUUUAUAUAUUUAAUUAAUAUUGUAUAUCACAAUUAUAAAUCAUAUAGUUUAUUGUAUAUCUAUUUGUAUUUUUUUAUACUUAUAAAUGAAAAAUAAAAAAUUAUUAUAUAUCGA